Molecule: messenger RNA, 1586 nt
Organism: Amaranthus tricolor (Joseph's coat)
Lineage: Eukaryota; Viridiplantae; Streptophyta; Magnoliopsida; Caryophyllales; Amaranthaceae
Product: amino acid transporter AVT1I-like
Exons: 3
Coding region: 118-1422 (434 amino acids)
Biological process (GO): amino acid transmembrane transport
Cellular component (GO): vacuolar membrane; plasma membrane
Molecular function (GO): amino acid transmembrane transporter activity
Source: RefSeq, a predicted model, not a curated record
UUUCUCGUGCGCCAUCUUUGGGGACUGUGAGAUCAGAAAUUAACUCCGUCUUUAUUUCAGUAUCCAAACUUAUUAUAAGUAUAUAUAUAUAAUACUCUUUUUCUUUGUGAUACAUCCAUGGAUGGCGGAAACAUGGUUGAGUAUAUAAAUCAGCCGUUGCUGGAAAAUGAUGUAGAAAAUAUCAAGCAUGAUUCAAUUCAAUCGCAAAGAGAUGACAAUACUUCAAAUCAAUUGCAAAGAAAUGGCAAUACUUCGUUUUCCAAAACGGUAUUCAACGGUCUCAACGCUCUCUCAGGAGUUGGGAUACUCUCUGUACCGUACGCUCUAUCAUCAGGUGGUUGGGGGAGUCUACCAUUACUUUUUGCCGUUUCCAUGGGUGCAUUCUAUGCAGGAUUACUGGUGAAACGAUGCAUGGAAGUAGAUCCAACUAUAAACUCUUUCAUCGACAUAGGAGACCGUGCAUUUGGAACUGCCGGAAGAAUACUGGUAACGAUGUUUAUGUGUGCAGAACUAUACCUUGUCGUAACAGGAUUUCUAAUUGUGGAAGGGGAUAAUCUAUACAAUCUGUUUCCCAAAAUGGAAUUUAAUAUUUUUGGAAUCAACUUUAAAGGAAAAAAAGGGUUCGUCAUCCUGGUUGCACUACUUAUAACCCCAUCAGUCUGGUUUACUAACUACAAUAUUCUUUCCUAUAUAUCAGCCACUGGUGUUUUAGCUUCUUUUGUGAUUAUAUUGUCGGUAUUCUGUGUUGGUGCAUUCGGUGGAAUUGGAUUCCAACACAAAGGGGAAUUCUUUAAUUGGUCUGGAAUUCCUACUUCUGCUAGUUUAUAUGGCUUUUGUUACUGUGCUCAUCCUGUGUUCCCUAAUCUUUACAACUCCAUGCAAAAGAAGCAUAACUUCACUAAGGUACUUGUAAUAUGUUUCGUGUGGAUGACAAUCAGUUAUUCUUCCAUGGCAAUAAUUGGGUACCUAAUGUUCGGUUCAAAAGUAUACCCAGAAAUAACAUUAAACCUUCCAACCAACAAAAUAAGCUCUAGAGCAGCUAUAUAUACAACAUUAGUAAGUCCACUUUCCAAAUACGCAUUGAUGUUAGAUCCAGUUGCAAUUGCUAUUGAGAGUUGGUUUCCGGUUCACCACAACAGACCAUUUAAAAUUAUGAUUCGAACAAUUAUUAUAAUUACUCAAGUUAUUAUAGCACUUUACGUACCUUUCUUUGGUCGUCUAGUAUCUCUAGUCGGCGCAUUUUUGAGUGUUACAGCCUCAAUAACUCUUCCGUGUUUGUGUUAUUUGAAGAUUUCAGGCAAUAAUGUUGGAUAUGAAAAGGUACUAGUUGUGGGUGUUAUAAUAUCAAGCUUGUUGAUUGCUAUAUUUGGUACCUACACUACUUUGGUACAACUUAUUUAUGGAGUGGCCAUGCCAAUCUAAUUUUUUUUUUAUUAAGAAUGUAUAAAUUUUACAUUUCUAUUUAUGAUUUAGACGUAGAUCUCUUAGGUUUAUUUACCUAAUAUACUCCUCUGUAAGAAUUUUUUAACUAGUUGUAGGAAUCUUUAUGAUCAGAUGGAGUAUGAAUGACAAAAUGCGUUCUUGAA